This is a messenger RNA of Diospyros lotus (date-plum), 1431 nucleotides long. Its product is annotated as probable protein phosphatase 2C 8. The transcript has 10 exons. Gene Ontology annotation, molecular function: protein serine/threonine phosphatase activity. Bases 138 to 1232 code for a protein of 364 amino acids. Gene Ontology annotation, biological process: protein dephosphorylation. NCBI's taxonomy places the organism in Eukaryota, Viridiplantae, Streptophyta, Magnoliopsida, Ericales, Ebenaceae. The record is from RefSeq and is a predicted model, not a curated record.
GCGCUUACACAUUUCUAAACCCUACACCACCAUUUUCCAACUUUACGUUCCGUUUGGUUAUUCAGAAAUUCGUUUCCCCCAUUUUCUCGCAGAGCGAACAGAGUCCAUCGCCGGUCUAUAACAGUUCGCGACGUACGAUGGUGGAGGAGUCCAAUUUGUGUGCUGAAAUCGAGAAGUCGAACGGUGGCAAGCGCACUGUUGAGGUUGGUGACUCUGAUUCGGAUGCGAAGAAGCGGAGAAUUAAUGAAUUGGUUGGUGGAGAAGAGCAGACGACUGAAGAGAACAAUACGGUUGGUGACAGAAAUGGUUCUUCGGAACACAAAGAGGGAAAUCAAGAUGUGAGCGAAGUGAUUUUUGCAAUCGAAGCCGAGGUAGCCGAAGAUAAGGGUACGAGGCACACGAUGGAAGAUGCUUGGGUCAUUCUUCCCGAUGCCAGCUUGGAUUUUCCUGGGAAAUUGAGAUGUUCACAUUAUGCAAUUUAUGAUGGGCACGGAGGUCGGUUGGCUGCUGAGUAUGCACAGAAGCAUUUACAUGCAAAUGUUCUUUCAGCAGGCUUACCACGUGAGUUGUUGGAUGUAAAAGCUGCCAGAAAGGCCAUACUUGAUGGUUUCCGAAGAACUGAUGAGUCCCUUCUUCAAGAGAGUGCUGCAGGGGGAUGGCAAGACGGUGCAACCGCUGUAUGUGUUUGGGUGCUGGGCCAAAAAGUGUUUGUUGCCAAUAUUGGAGAUGCAAAAGCAGUUGUAGCACGGUCAUCUACUGCAGAUUGUUCACAGAACAAUUCAGAUGCAGCAAGUUCACUGAAGGCUAUUGUUUUGACAAGGGAACACAAAGCCAUCUAUCCACAAGAACGUGCACGCAUUCAGAAGGCUGGUGGUUCUGUGAAUCAUGGACGACUGCAGGGGCGCCUUGAAGUUUCCCGGGCCUUCGGAGAUCGGCAAUUUAAAAAGUUUACAUUGCACGGGCUAAAAAAAGUAAGCGAACUGCAGGUAGGUGUUGUUGCAAUCCCGGAUAUUCAUUCUUUUGAUCUUACGGAACGCGAUCACUUUAUUAUUCUUGGCUGUGAUGGCCUGUGGGGGGUUUUUGGGCCAAGCGAUGCUGUUGAAUUUGUUCACAAGCUGCUAAAGGAGGGUUUGCCUGUUCCAGCUGUGAGCCGCCGUCUUGUCAGGGAAGCUGUCCGCGAGCGCCGGUGCACAGACAACUGUACUGCAAUUGUUAUUGCGUUCAAGCACUAGUUAUUAGAAUAAACUUCAAUUUUAAACUGCAACUGUGUUUCUCGGUUUUGCACUUUUCAGCUGCCUCAGUCUCAUGAUAGAUCUUGAGCCCAAACCCCAAGCCCCAACUGCUACAAGGAUUGUGGUGUCGUAUCAAACGAUAUUAUGACAUUUCCAGCAGUUUAUUGUAUUCCAAACAUGGCGGUUGUGACCUGUUAUA